UUGAGGUAGUGAUAACACUUAGGACAUUCUAUUCGUGUUUUUUCAUUGAACAGGAAAACAUGUUUCUACACAAACCACUGAUUAUUUUGGUUUUCUUAGUAAAAGAAACAGUUGCUUAUGAAUGUUACACAUGUGAAAAUGUUGUUCAUCCUGAUGAUUGCCAUAACAUAACAGGACGUAACAGUGAUCAGUCCUGUUAUGCUAAAGUUGACAUCAAAGAGCGAACAAGAACGUUUACAUUAGGAAUCACAGAUAAUGAGAAUUGUGGCCCUAUUCCAAUCUACAAUGUAACAAAAGUGAAAAGAGAUGUGGCGGACCAAUGUUUCGAGUGUUGUAGUAGAGACAAAUGUAACAGCCAGUUAUGUCAGCACCGAAAACCCUCAACGUGUAUUGAUGACGUCACUGUUGACUGCGCACAUAUGAAUGUGGCGUUUAACAUUUGUAGAAAAGUACACCAGGCAAAGAAAAUGUGUCCUAAGUUUUGUCGUCUGUGCUCAUUAGUUGACGGAAACUGGGCUGAUUGGUCUGAAUGGUCUACGUGUGACGUCACAUGUGACGUUGGCAUACACAUCAGAAAGCGCACGUGCACUAACCCUGCUCCCGCGUAUCAAGGUCUGAUGUGUGUAGGAAAUGACACUGACACAAAACGCUGCAAUAAUAUGCUCUGCCCUGUAAAUGGUGGUUGGUCUGACUGGUCGGAUUGGGGAGAAUGUUCUGUGACAUGUGACACCGGUCUGAAGAAGAGAAACCGUUCAUGUUCAAAUCCGUAUCCGAAGAGGACCGGCGUUCAUUGCUUUGGUGACUCCACCGAUGUUGAAAUAUGCAAACAAAAACCAUGUAGUGAUAUUACCUCUACGGUCGCUUUCAGGUCAGAUACAGUAACUGACUCGUCUUUAACGGACAACAAAAUCAUUGUAUUCUCACAUAACACACUCAACAUUGGCGGCGCAUAUAACAACAAGACUGGUAUCUUUAUGGCACCUGUACCCGGACUCUACCAGUUUGCAGCUCAGAUAUGCUUGCCUCUACUUUCUCAUUCGCAUUUUGGUAUCACAGUGAAUGAGAUAAUUCUCACGAAGGUUUUAAUUGGGGACAAGGAUUGGCACAAAUGUUACACGUUUGAUGCUCUGACAUUUGUUGAUCUGGCAAAUCAAGUAUCCGUUAAAUGCAUAGGGUCAUGCCUCGGUGACAAAUUAAUCAAGAAUUAUUAUAUGCAAAGCAGUUUUUCGGGGUUUCUUGUCAAAGCAAAUAUGCAAUAAUAUUUCAAUAACUCUUUCAUUGCUCUAACGAUUUUUACAACUCAAGACUGCAGAGACAAAAUCAAUAAUAUUACAAAAACCACUUUGUUGAUGACAUUUUUAUAACUAUACAAAUAUCUUUUAAAAAAAAAAGAUAUCCACAGAAAGUUUUUGCAAUAACACAUUUUGGAGUAUUUAUGAUUAAAGUGAUAUAUAAAUAUGGGUGGCAUAAGGAAAAAAUGAACCCCUUCAAUUAUUUUUAACAUCAUUAUUAUUAAUCCAAAACCGACAGUUGUCAAGCUUAAGUGUAUUAAAAUGUUUUUUAAUUGUUUAUUCUAAUAUACAUGUAUGUAAUUUAAUGAUUAUAAUUCACAUAAACUUAAAUAUACAACACUCCUUGCACGACGGGUUUCUGGAUUGUCGGUCAAGUAUGUUUACCACUACACCACGGUGGCCGAGUCAUGUGCUUUAAAAUGACGUCAUUCCGACGCCUUUGAAAAAUGAGUCGUGUGCUUGGAUGACGUCAUACCACAGGUUAUGGUGCACGAAUCUUAUAUAAAAUUAUGAUAAGUCAAAACCACGGCUGACAUAACCCCAAUAAAUCAUGCUUAAAACAGAACGCUUACAUUUUCUAUAGUUUUAUUUUAUGUUUACCGUAUAUCUUUUAUGCAUAAUGCGUUUUACAAAUGUAUUUACUAAACUACAUGUCUUUUUUAAGGGAUAAGCAUCUUCUGCUGAAUAUUCAUUGAUCACUUAUAUCUUUUUCAAAUACGUAGUAUGAGAAUAAUGUAUGAUAUAUCGCACAAGUGUGAAAUAUUACUAAUGUAACAUUAAACUGUUUUAAGCGAAUUUAAUUUUUUCUAAAACAACAUGGAACCAUUGACGUGUGUUGCAAAAAGUUUGAUGAAAAAAAUAUCAGUUGUGUUUAUUUAUCUAUUUAAUUAUCUGCCUAUCUAUUUAUUUACUUAAUUUAACAACAUUUCACAGGUAUCAUUUUUGUUGCCUCACUUUGUUUUGUAAUAAAAAUAA
Messenger RNA from Ruditapes philippinarum (Manila clam), 2267 nucleotides. Its product is annotated as hemicentin-1-like. The record is from RefSeq and is a predicted model, not a curated record. Gene Ontology annotation, molecular function: protein binding. Bases 60 to 1259 code for a protein of 399 amino acids. The transcript is spliced from 10 exons. NCBI's taxonomy places the organism in Eukaryota, Metazoa, Mollusca, Bivalvia, Venerida, Veneridae.